Drosophila rhopaloa is the source of this 785-nucleotide messenger RNA. RefSeq lists its product as uncharacterized. The record is from RefSeq and is a predicted model, not a curated record. The transcript has a single exon. NCBI's taxonomy places the organism in Eukaryota, Metazoa, Arthropoda, Insecta, Diptera, Drosophilidae. Bases 60 to 776 code for a protein of 238 amino acids.
ACUAUCAGCCGGUCCGGUGGAAAAUGUAAACAAACGCAACUUAUUAAAUAUAGUACAAAAUGAGUGGGAAACCGAGAUCUAGCGACUCCGACUCGGAUUCCGAGGAUGAUGCACAGAUGCGUCAGUUCCUGGAGGCGGCAGAUACCACCCUGCUCACAAAUGCCAUGUUUCAGGGGCAGCCGAAAACAGAUCCAGGUGAAGUAGCCAAGAAGGAGCAGCCAGUAACCACCAGGAUACUGGAUAGGCCGACCGUCAGGAGCGAGCGCCACCUGGAGGAGCAGGAGGCCCCCGCCAGAGACCUCCAGAUCACGCAGGAGAUGCAGACACACAUCUGGAGCAGGCUUAGUGGCAUAAUCCAAGACCAAAUAGAGUUUUCCCUGGACGAGCCAAAUCUCCUAAAGGAACAGAAGCCCCCACCAGACAAAGUUAAGCUGGUAUCCAAUGCUGAUUGCUAUUUAAUAGCCGAUUUGGUGGAGGAGGGUCCGCCAGGUCCUAAAAAGAAACCCAAGAUCAAGAGACGGACCGCCGAAGAAGACCAAUCCUCGCCAGAAGCUCUUAACUCUGUGGUAGUCACUGGCGAAUCCAUACUCGAUGGCAAGGACCUCCUCGCCUGGGCCCAGAAGAAGCCGCGCCAGGACAAGAUCUUCCAGUACAGAGCUAGCGAUCCAAAUGCCACUAAACUCCUGGCCAUUGAACCCACAAAUGAGUUCACCAAGCGAAGGCGGCAAAACAAUUGGAACGAGUCUAAGAUUUGCAAAAUAAAAAAGAAUAAAUGACAUGGAACC